AGCCUCUGUUGCUCUCCUCUCCCCUCACUGGAAACAUCAUGUGUCUCUGGGACGCUCAAAGGAACAGUGUUAGUCAAAGCUGGGGAGGCUAAAAUAAGACGAACGGAGAAUCUUGGCUCUUCUUGUGAGCUGGGAAGUGGGAACAGAACGGAUUAUGGACUGCCAAAAAGUUGGAUCUGACACAAAAUGGAUAAUUUCCUUGGAGGUGAAAAAGCAGGAGGCAACAUUGAACUUAAAGUGAUGGCUUAAUACUGUCUCAUGGAACAUCGUGUGGAACGUGAGGGAAAGAAUUGUGGAUCCUACCAAAAACGUCGUCCAAGAGAUGUAAAUUGCUAACUACAGCAAAAGCAACAAAAUAGACCCAAUUUAAAGUUAUCAAAUUGACAAGCUCUAACUAUCCACUACUUUUUGGAAUUGAAAAAGAAUAUUAUUAACAACUGACAAAACCGAAAUGAAUCUAGCAAAGUUGUUAUAAUGGUCUUUAUGUGGAACUUAACCAUCCAGAUGGAGUAACUGAACAUUUCAACCAUUUUCAUCCAUUGUUGAUUUGGAUAUGCCAUGCUAGCCCGGAGGAAUGGGCCAGUACCUCUCAAGGAUCUCUCCGAAAUGUUGGAUGUAGAAGUGACCGCUGAAGGGUGUUGCUCGCUCUCCCCUUCCCCAGCAUCAGGAGGCUGUCCCUGGGCUCGUCUGGCAGGAGUGGAUGGGUGCUUGUCUGAGCCCUACUGUUUGUGGUUCCAGCUGUUAGCCAGAGCGUACUGGGGGGAAGUGGAGAUAGGGCUCAGCAGUCCCAACCGCUCUGUUUCCUGGGCUCGACUACGUGAGGCAUCUAUAAAGAACUGUGUCCGAUCGAGGGCUAAGCAGAAGGAUGGUCGUGAGCAGAGCGAGGGGUCAGUGCUGGGCUCUCCUGUCCCAGAGGAGGAGCCCUUCUCAUGGCCUGGGCCCAAAACACUGCACCUGCGCCGCACCUCCCAGGGCUUCGGCUUCACCCUGCGACACUUCAUCGUCUACCCACCGGAGUCUGCAGUGCACAACUCUCUCAAGGAUGAAGAAAAUGGCAGUCGCGGGAGACAGCGGAACCGUCUGGAGCCAAUGGACACGAUUUUCGUCAAGCAAGUGAAGGAGGGGGGACCCGCCCACGGAGCAGGACUCUGCACAGGGGAUCGCAUUGUGAAGGUCAAUGGAGAAAGCAUCAUUGGAAAGACAUAUUCACAAGUUAUUGCCUUGAUCCAAAACAGCAAUGCCUCACUGGAACUGUGUGUGAUGCCAAAGGACGAGGACAUACUACAGCUGGCGUACUCCCAGGACGCAUACCUCAAAGGGAAUGAGGCGUACAGCGGAAAUGCCCGGAACAUCCCUGCGCCCCCUCCCAUCUGCUACCCACGGAUAGAAGUCAAGGCUGCAUCCAUGGCCCAAGGAGCUAUCCGCACCACAGAGAAAAACUACCGCGUGGAAAUACCUGUCCCUCCAUCUCCUUCUGCACCCCCUAUUACUAUAAAAUCUGUAAUUUGUAAUGAUAUUUUAAGAACUCCAAGCCAUCGGACAGAAGAAAACCGGUUUGGUACUACAACUGAAUCAGCAAAACCAAGGUCAACUGUUCCAUCGGUAUCUGGAGGUGUGCAGUUACAAUACCCUUCUAUAGAUACUCCAGUAUAUUCCCAAACACCAACGUCAAAAACUGCUCAGAACUAUCCCGAAACGUUAUCGCCAAACAUCCCUGUCACAUUGGCAUCGCAAGGAACAAAAAUGUCACCCAAUAAUUCACCGUCAGCAUCUGCUUCCAACACCCCAACACACCAAAACAUCGAUUGGAAAAACUACACAACGUACAAAGAUUACAUAGACUCCAAGAAGCUGCACACCUAUGGCUCAAGGACUAUACAGGAGCGCUUGGAUAGCUUACGAGCAGCGGCUAAUUCUAAUGUUAACUCAGUGUACAAGCAACCACACACUCCACCGCUGCCGAAUUCGAGAGUUUUUAGUUCACAGGUCAGACGGAGGAGUGCGUCACAUGAUCGCGGGGUAGAUGCGGCGUGCAAGUCUGUAGGUUCCUUGCGAAGUCUCUCCCAGGAAAGGCUGAGUGGAGGAGAGAGGACAGCAAAGAACUGGCAUCGAAGUGCGUCCCAGGAUGCAAUUCCGUCGUCCGUGCCAGCAGGGGUCGCCAAAAUGAGGACACGCUCUUGUGAUUACAUUGGACAUCGGGUUACAGAGACAGGGGGAUGUGUGAAUAGAACUGUGGGGGAGAGAGCAGGUCAUGGAGAGGAUUGUAAAGUGAGCAGACAGACAGCAAGUGGAAUUACAAACUCGCCAGUUGCUGCUUCUGUGUUUACUAAAGGUUCUGAUCCAUCCAAGGCAGACGGUCUCAUCAUUCGGCCUUCUCGCCUGCCUGUCAAAAACUCAGACUUCUCUCCUGCCUUAUCCUCUGCCCAAGGCCCCAUGCCCCUCAAAGACCAAAGAACUACCAUGAUGGGGAACCACGUGGGCUACACCUCCCCUGUACAUCUACUCAGGACCAGAGCCGACAGUCUGAAAAUAGAAAACCGGACGGAAGGUGGGCUAGCGGCUAGAUCCUCCUCCUGCUCUGGCGUCUCCUCCAAAGUAGCCAUACUAAAACAGCAACAAACCGUAUCUACAGCUGUCUCAUCAAUAACCAACGGAGCGAUAGAGCAACAACCAAAAGCCAUUUCGACUUUAAGGACUAAAAUAGAAGGUGUUGAAGGACUCGAUGCAACAGUAGUGGUUUUGAGGCGAGAGAAAAAGUCAGAUGCCCAACCCAAUCGACCCCCAUCCUAUGUUUGUGCGGUCAAUGAGCGUAAUAAUGAAGACACUCAAAGGCCCCCAGUGCUGGUGAAAGCGGGGUCAGAGGGAGCAAUGUGUAGGGACACGUACUUCAGGAGGUUGGAGGAUACGAAACAGAAGACUGGGUCACGCCUGGAUGGCUCGCUGGAUUCGAUACCGUUCAUUGAUGAACCCUCAAGUCCAAGUAUUGACCAGGACAGUUCGCUCAUCUCUGCAUCUGCUGUGAUCUCUGUGCCUCCUAUCAUCACCACAAUACCUCCCAGCCCUACCUCCCCCUCGCCUCUGAUUCGUCGCCAGCUGUCACAUGACCAAGAUUCUAUGCGUCUCACAAUUAUUGACUCUGACUCGGGGACAAAAACAGAGCGUUCAAAAUCAUGUGACGAAGGCCUGGAUAAUUACAGGGAAGAACGAAAGGGGAGAUCACUAAUUCCUGGUCUGAAGAAUUUAAGGAAGGCUGUCGACAGGUCGUCUGAAGAUUCGGGCUCCAGGAGGGAUUCAUCGUCAGACAUCUUUUGUGAUGCUACUAAAGAAGGUCUGCUGCAUUUUAGGCAGCUCAGUUCAGAAAAGGGAAAGCGUGUUGGAGGGGGCAUGCGUCCAUGGAAACAGAUGUACGCGGUGCUGAGGGGUCACUACUUGUGUCUGUACAAGGAGCGCAAGGAGGGCCAGGGCCAGACUAACUGUCAGACCGUGGAGGAGCCCCUGCCCAUCAGCAUUAAGGCCUGUCUUAUCGACAUCUCCUACAGCGACACCAAGCGCAAGAACGUGCUCCGCAUCACCACCUCCGACUCAGAGUACCUGUUCCAAGCAGAGGACCGUGAAGACAUGCUGGCCUGGAUCAAAGUCAUCCAGGAGAACAGUAUGGAUGAGGAGAAUGCGGCCUUCACCAGUCAUGACCUCAUCAGUCGUAAAAUCAAGGAGUACAACACCUUGAUGAGCCCAACCGGCACAAAAUCAGAGCCCUCUCCACGCUCGUCCCGACAGUCACUGAGCAUCCGGCAGACUCUGCUGGGAGGGAAAGCAGAGAGCAAGACCCCCUCACCUAAAGCAGAGCAGGAGAGGAAAAGCAUGCACAAAGAUGACACUAGCCCUCCGAAGGACAAGGGCACGUGGAGGAAAGGCAUCCCAGGCCUCAUGAGGAAGCCCUUUGAGAAGAAGCCCUCUCCUGGUGUCACGUUUGGAGUGAGACUGGAUGACUGCCCUCCUGCUCACAACAACAAGUACGUGCCUCUAAUUGUGGAAGUGUGCUGUAAACUGGUGGAGGAGAGAGGCCUGGAGUACACGGGGAUCUACAGAGUCCCCGGGAACAAUGCGGCUAUCUCCAACAUGCAGGAGGAGCUCAAUAACAAGGGCAUGGGAGAUAUCGAUGUCCAGGAUGAUAAAUGGAGGGAUCUUAACGUGAUCAGCAGUUUACUCAAGUCCUUUUUCCGGAAACUACCAGAGCCUUUGUUUACAAAUGAAAAAUAUGCAGACUUCAUAGAGGCCAACAGAAUAGAAGACCCCGUGGUGCGGUUAAAGGAACUAAAGAGACUGUUACAUGAGCUGCCAGACCACCACUACGAGACACUCAAGUUCCUGUCUGCUCAUCUCAAAACUGUAGCUGAAAAUUCCGAGAAGAACAAGAUGGAACCUAGGAACCUGGCCAUAGUGUUUGGUCCCACUCUGGUCCGCACCACAGAGGACAACAUGACACACAUGGUGACGCAUAUGCCCGAUCAGUACAAGAUUGUGGAGACCCUCAUCCAGAAUUAUGACUGGUUCUUUACUGAUGAUGGCAGUGGAGAGCCUGUGACAGCUUCCCAGGAGGAGAGUGCCGUGGAGUCCCAGCCUGUCCCAAACAUCGAUCACCUGCUCACAAACAUCGGGCGCACAGGCACAUCGCAGGGUGAAGUAUCAGAUUCACCAACUAGUGACUCUGCCAAAUCCAAGGGUUCCUGGGGUUCAGGGAAGGACCAAUACAGCAGAGAGCUCCUAGUCUCCUCUAUCUUUGCUGCAGCCAGCCGCAAAAGAAAGAAGUCAAAGGAGAAGCCUCAGCCCAGCAGCUCUGAUGAUGACCUCGACUCUGUAUUCACCAAAAAGGACACCUCAACCCAUAAGCCAGCAGAGAUCAACUCUAAAGGCAGCACUAAGCAACAGAUCGCAGAGAGAAAGGAAAACGGGAGGACUGCGGAGCUAGCGAUGAAAACUAAAAAAGAACACCGAAAUUUUCUAAAAGACCUAGCCAAACACCCAUUGUCUACUCAUUCUAAUUCAGGGAACAAGUCUCCCAUCAUAAUUCGACUGGGAAAGCCAUCGUUGUCCGACCCUCCUUCUAUCGAUGAGACCAGCGAUCUUGGCACUAUGAGUUCUGGUGCAUCGGUCCCACUUUCCCAGCCAAAGAAAGGUAGUGUUUCAUUAUCGGAAGUACCUCUGGGUGCAGUGGUGGGUGCAGGGGCGUCCUUAGGUGCCGAGGUGAGCUCCAUCACUUCUGACUACUCCACGAACUCCUCAAUCACGUUCCUGACCGGAGCAGAAUCCAGUGUUCUGAGUCCCGAGCUACAAGGCGGAGAAGAGGCUGAUGAUGAGAGAAGCGAGCUGAUAAGUGAAGGACGGCCAAUGGAGACGGAUAGCGAAAGUGAAUUUCCUGUUUUUGCCCCCACAGGGGGUAAUAGCCAGUCCACACCAUGCCCGGGAAAAAGCCAGGCAACUGAGCAAGGAAAACCGGAAGCGAAAGUAGAAGGAAAUUGUGGACAAAGAAUGGAAUCUCGUCGCCUCUUUCCAUCACACAAACUGAUUGAUGGUGAUACAUUAUCCAGAAGGUGGUCUUUGAGGAACAAGACGGACAGUGAAUCGUCUGUAGAGGGCGUUGUAGCGAGUGGAGAGCGUAGUGGUGAAGGGAGAUCAGAAUCAUCAACGCGCUUGUCCCGAGUAUUAGAGGUGAUGAGGAAAGGUAGGUCCACAAGCAGUCUCAGCUCAUCUUCUAGAAGUGAAUCUGAGCGCUCUGAACCGGCUUGGCAUCUCAAGAUCACAGAACGCCUCAAGUUCAGACUGCGUACCUCUGCAGAUGACAUGUUUAGCAUCCAGAAGAACCCAGAGACUCGCAGUAGUAAGAAAAAGAACAUUCGCAGAAGGCAUACAAUGGGGGGUCAGAGGGACUUUGCAGAACUAGCGGUCAUCAACGACUGGAGGGAACAAGGCGGGAUGGACCAAGCAGCGGACAUCUCCACUUUGGAAAACUUUAAGCCUCGGUUCUCCUCUCAAGACUUUGCCAUUAAGGACUGGACACCAAAGGAGCGCAGUGAAGGAGCUAAGUCUAAUCCACAGCUGGCUCCUAAAGCUAUGCCUGAGGACGAGUGUCUGGACUCUGAGCAGCCAGCACCCCCUGCAGCCUCCUCCAGUGCACCGCAGUCAGCAGGAAUGAACGGGAGCGGGGUGCAGAGUAAGGCAGUUCUGGGAGCAGACGCACACCCUCACAAACUGUCAGGGGCACAGGUGGUCCGAUCACGCUUCUAUCAGUAUCUGUGAAAGGACAACAUGGACGCUGUCGUGUCAUCUGUAUGGACGUUUAUUAUUGCACAAUAUUUUUUUACUUCAUGUAUCUAUGUACAUAUGUGUAUAGGUCUGCAUAAUGUAAACAUGUUUAUGUUUGUAAUUAGUUGGCAGUUUGAAUGGGACAUGAAAAAUAUUUCUUCCUCCUGCAAGAAAAGCAAGAAUGUGUGACGUGAUGGAAGUUACAGUGGCUUUGAAGUGCAAGUCGGGGUUUGUACCAAAUCCUAAUUUUUGAUCAUUUUUAUUAAAAAUAUCACAAGAUUAUUGUAGAAAUGUGUUCAACAGUGUGUUGACAAGUUUACAAAUAGUACGAGUCAACUUUCCCAGUGGCAAAUUAAAUGUAAUAAAAAAAUAAUGUAAAGUAAUCUAAUGUUCGUUUAAAAGCACUUAUUAGCUAUAUCCAAAUUUGGAUUAGCACCACUCUAUUUACAUCUCUGCUGGUUAGUUUCUCACCUCUGUUUUGGUGCUGGUUGAUAUUGGAUAAAUAAGGUGCAGAGAAUUUCUUUUAGAUAAAAAUGCUAAAUAGUUCUGUUGAUGCACUUCUCAGCCACUCCAAAUGAAUGUCGUUUUGCACCAAAGGGUGACAGGGAUAUUAGACUAUUAUAUAAGGAGGCCUUUUCAACAGAAUCCUGGUUCAGUUCUUCCUGUCCUAAACGAUAUGGAGAAUGUAUUUGUGUGAGGACUAACACAUUUGAUGAAGAGUCAUUAUUAGAUCCAUGUUUAUAUGAUGGCUGUAUAAGUGGAUAUAGUGGGGCUGCUUUCUGAGCUGAGUGCUGUGGGACUCAGGUUUCACUGUACUGUCACAACAGCCAGACUUUAGCUGGAGGAGUGCUUUUAUCAAAGACUGAAAUGCUGAUACUAGACUAUGGAAUGCUUGGUACAGUAGGUAUUUUGUUAAGUUUUAGUCAUACAGUACUUUUUUACAUAUAUGGUUUUUAUUUUAUCUCAAAAAUGAAAGUGCCUCUUUUGUUUUUGUGUUUUUAACAGUUUGUACAAACAGUUGUCAAGAUAAGGAUUUUACACACAUUUGGAAAUCAACAAAUUAAUUCAGGCAUUCCAGUAAUUUUAUGUGGAGUUAGUUUUCCCUGUUUUCUAUCCAAAUAUUGGUGCAUCCGACCAUGUAUGUUUACCUUCCCGUCUGUACUCUUCUAAUGCAGCACAAUGCAUGGCCGAUCAGAAAUGGGAGCGAAAGUGACAAAACUACAAGGUUUCUCAAAAGUCAGAUAUCCAGCCUCUGUAGAGCAUUACAUGGGCAAAGCCUUUCCUCAAGACACUGGAAAUAAAUAUUCUUUAUACAUUGUGUGUUGUGUGGCUCAUUGUAUUUAUAGGUAUUAAUAAAUAUGCAGCCUACUAUUGUCUGCCAGUAAAGAACUGUAUCUAGCCUGUACUCUUGCAGUUUUAAAAAGGUACUACAAUCACAACUGAACCUGGGCUGCCAGUGCCUUAAGCUGCAAAAAAUAAAAGUUUUUUUCUCAUUCUCAAUAUAUGGACAGGUCAUGCCUCAUGUGUAAGCUCAGAACUUUACUCAUCCCUUUAGGUUUAAACUAACUGGCAACCCCAUAAAAGAGACCCGUGUGAGGCUCAUUGAAUUGUCUUAUUGGAUAAUUGUCAAUUGACCAAAUUAACAAUACAAAACGUAGCCAUCAUGUCCAAUGUUUUGUAAUACAAAUAAAUCAGCAUGAUAAUUGUUAGCAAAGUUGAAUUUGAAUGUUUCUACAUCAUAUCUGGGAACACAGGUCAUGUUUAUGAAAUUUAAAAUCUAAAUCUUGCAUAUGAUUCCUUAAACCUGUGUGUUGUUUAACACUUAAAGGGGCAUUAUGUAAUUUUUCAGGUGGUGAUCCACCAGCUACCUGCUUGUCUCCCUGAAGAUAUUAUUGCUUUGUCUGGAAUGUUACACGAUGUAGCGCUCAAAUUAUCAUUCUUGCAUUUAUUCAAUAAAUACAAUGCCCAAAAAGGAAAAUUCUUUUCUGUUGAACCUGGUCAUUUCUAUCAUCUCACUGUAGUACAACAAAAAUCUGAAUUUAACAAUAUUCAUUCCUCCCCCAUCUUAAUUAAAUAUUAUCAGCCUAUAGAAUGGUGUGAUUUCAUAUGAAACCCAGCAAUAGGAUAGAUGAAAAAUGAAAGAUAUAAUAAAUUUUUCAUUUAUCUUUACUUAUACAGGGAGAACCUAAUGAGAGUACCAGACUCCUUUUCCUAAGCACCCUGUUACAAUACAAUACAAACAAUAACAAAUUAAACAAAUAACUGCAUAGGCCCAUUUAAAACAUUAAAAACAGGUGCAGGUAUGAUUGUAAAUGUUUAUCACCAGAUUAGUGGCACCAAUGGUUUCCCCCAUCAACCAAAACAUGAACGUCCUUCGAGACAACUGUUGUUGUGAUUUUGACCGUUACAAAAAUAAAACAAAUUGAAUUGAUUAAAGUCUACAAGUGACAAAAGCUUUAUGUUGACGAUAUGAGAUGAUCUGAAUGUUUGUGUUUCUUGCAUCAGAUAUGAUUUAGUUUUUCUGUUUUUGAGUCUAUCCUUUGAAAAAAACUGAUUUUGUGCUUUAAUUAAUGUUUUGUCCUUCAAAUUAAAAUAAAAUUCAGAUGUUACGUCUGAUACUCUUACUUGAGUAGUAGUUUUCCAAUAUACUUUUUUUCUCUUACUUGAGUAAUUGAGUGAUUUCCUGGACUACUACUUUGUACUUCUACUUGAGUAAUAUUAUAUAGAAGAAACAUUACUCUGACUGGAGUACAAUGUUUGGCUACUUUAGCACCCCUGCUGGACUUUGGCCUUGUUUUGAAUAGACAUAGUUCUGGAAAAGCUGUUGUUUUUGUUCUUGUUCAUGGUAAAAUAAAGAGUUUUUCAGUCGUAGUGAAAUGAGGGAACAAAACAUUUACUUCAGGCUUUUGGAACUACUUUCGAACACUAACCCUGGGUAUUUGACAGUUAUUUGUUGGCUUAAAAUAUAAAACUUUAAAAUUCAAUAUGUGAGUGAUGUUUAUUGAUUAUUCUUUGUGAAUUUGUUUAUUUUAAGUAAAGUAACAGUGUUGGGUGAAGUAUUUCAGUCUCACAGUAUUUGGAGUUGUAAUAUUAAAUUGUGUGGUUGAAGUAGUUGUUGUAGCAUUAAUAGUGCAUUAGAUAAAAUAAAACACAUUUAUUUGCAAUACAUUUUUAUUUAUUUAUUUUGCAUUAAGUUGAAAGUCUCAUGAACGAGUGGAGACUUAGUAAUUGGUCUGGAAGGAUCUUCAGUGGGUCCAGCCAUUCUGGGCUGCUUUCCUGAACGUUCUACUUUUUUUGUAAUGGUUUUGCUUGUAGAACGUCUCCUGGACCAUUCCUGUCCUCUCCGGGUGGUUCUUCUGGAAGUUCCUUUUGUCAUAUUGCCCUCUCCUGGCCCUCCACUUGCUACUUCUCCUGGGACCUCGGACAGUGUGUCCAGUAGUUUCCUGGAACCUCACGCUCCUGUCUUGGAGGGGGUCCUGAAGUUGGACUUCGAUGACCAAAUCUCUGGGCUGAGCAGGUCUCUGUGGAGGCUGAGGCUGUCUCUGAGGCUGAGGCGGUCUCUGAGGCUGAGGCGGUCUCUGAGGCUGAGGCUGAAUCUGUUGAGGCUGAGCAGGUCUAUGUCUCUGCUGAGGCUGAG
Periophthalmus magnuspinnatus is the source of this 9940-nucleotide messenger RNA. Its product is annotated as rho GTPase-activating protein 21-like. The transcript has 25 exons. Gene Ontology annotation, molecular function: protein binding; phospholipid binding. Gene Ontology annotation, biological process: signal transduction. The coding region runs from base 559 to 6297 and encodes 1912 amino acids. Lineage: Eukaryota; Metazoa; Chordata; Actinopteri; Gobiiformes; Gobiidae. The record is from RefSeq and is a predicted model, not a curated record.